UUUCUGUGAAAUCAUGUGACCUCAGCGCGCCCUCCCUCUGCUGAUAUAAACUCUGCUCGCUCUCCUCGACAUCAGAGUGCUUCAUGACUCAGAGCUGAACGACAGGGAACCAAUCAGCUGCUCCCUCCUCCAGCUCCUCAGAAGACGUAACCAUGGCAACAAACACCACAACCAUGUAUGACCACAUCACCUGCAAAUGCCUGAUCCGUUCAGGGUCUCCUACCAUCUACCAGCUGAUACCAAAGAAAGAGAAUAUAGGAACCUUAAAAAGAAUGACUCUUGGUGAAAAAAAUCCAACUAAAGUACAUAAAACUAUCCUGCUUGUGGGAGAAACAGGAACGGGAAAAUCUACUCUGAUCAACGCUCUGGUCAACUACGCCAUGGGAGUGACGUGGAAGGACAAUAUCUGGUUUGAGAUCGUAGAGGAGGAGAAGCAAUCACAGAAAUGUGUAAGUCAGACAUCAGAUGUGAUCAUGUACGAGAUCUUUGGCUUUGAAGAUAAAACUCUGCCCUACUCUCUGACCAUCAUUGAUACUCCUGGAUAUGGAGAUACCAGAGGGCCUGAACAUGAUGACGCCAUCUCUACUAGAUUAACUGAUGUGUUCCGCUCACAGUACGGAGUUCAUGAGAUAAAUGUCGUGGGUCUGGUGCUGAAAGCGAGCGAGAAUCGACUAAGUGACCAUCUGAGGCACGUCUUUGAUUCAGUGGCGUCUCUGUUUGGAAAAGAAAUGGAGAACAACAUCGUCUCUCUCAUCACACACUCAGAUGGAAUGACACCUGAAAAUGUUCUAGACGCUCUCAAUGCUGCAAACAUCAAGUGUGCCAAAGAUGAAAAUAAUCAGCCUGUUCACUUCCUGUUUAAUAACCUACAAAAUAAAGAGAGAACAAAGAAAAUUAGAGUCCUUAAAAAUGCAUAUGAAACAACAAUGGAAGGAAUGUCAGAGUUUGGAGAGUUUCUGCUUAAAAAAGCUCCACAACAGCUGAAGACAACUGUGGCCGUUCUGGACGAACGCAUCAGACUGACAGCAAGCAUCCAAAACCUGCAAGAGCGAGUUAAGCUGAUUGAAUUUCAACAGAAAGAAAUCCAACAGACUCAAGAAGCCCUGAGGAAACAUGAACAAGAGAUGAAGAUCACUGUAGAAGUUGAUGAGGCCUACAAAGAUAAAGAAACUAUCAGCAGAGGAAUGUGGUUGUUGGUGUUUUAUGAAGGAGCUGUGUCCUGUAAUGUCUGUAAGGAGAACUGUCACUACCCUGGAUGCACAAUGGCCUGGUAUCCCAAACACUGUGAGGUGAUGAAGAAUGGUCGCUGCACUGUAUGUACAGGGAAAUGCCCUGUGUCGGAUCAUGUGAAGGAAAAGUGGAGAUAUGUGGCUAAGACAAGGAAACUUAAAAAAACUCUUCAAGAUGUGAAAAAGAAGUUUGACCAAAGUAAAGCAGACUGCGAAGAGAAAACAAGCCUUCUGGAAACAGUUCAGAAGAAAAUGGACGAACUUGAAAAGGACAAAGAUCAGUGGUUGGAAGACUCCUUCAAACAUGUUCUCAAACUGGAGCAGAUCGCUCUGAAUGUUGAUUCACUGUCCACUCAUAUCCAUCUGGACUUCCUGAUUGAGAAGAUGAAGGAGAACAGUGAUAGGUUUAAAGAGAAGGUCCAGAAACUGGAGGAGAUAAAGAGGCGAGUGAAUAAAGGAACCAAAGCAGGGCUGGGGUACAAGCUCGGUAGACUGGCUGCAGCUGCUGGCAGAGCAUUAAAAUAAAUGUUGGAAUAGGUGAACAAGAUCAUGAUUAGCUCUGAUUUAAACACGAUGAUCUUGUUGAUACAAACUUUAAAUCAUAGCAAAGAUUUAAUCAUGAUAUUAAUGUUCCACAUAACCUUAAAUGUAAUCACAUUGUAAAUUUCACAUUUGUAAUUCCUUGUAGUUUAUUAUUCACCAACAAAACUUUCAUUCUUAUAUAUAUUAGAGAGAGAGAGAAUCUGACUUAAAAUAUUUGAUAGUGUCAUCCAGCCCAUUGCACUGUACGGUAGUGAAGUAUGGGGUCCACUCAGACAUCAGAUCUACACACGCUGGGACUAUCAGCCAACAGAAUCUUUACACGCUGAAUUCUGCAGACACAUUUUACACGUACACAGAAACACACCAACACAUGCAUGCAGAGCAGAAUUAGGCAGAUACCCACUGAUCAUUAACAAUCACAAGAGAACACUCAACUUUUAGAACCAUCUGACAUCCAGCCCCACAGACACCAUCCACUCCAAAGCCCUCCAGACUCAAGAGCCCAGAAAAGAGUCCCCUAUGUCAGUUGGUACUGAGGCUAACUGCCCCCCGUCAGACCCGUCUCUCUCCUGUCAGAGAUAGAAAGCAGAGACCGAUCCUCACCAGGUACAAGCCCAGUGACCACAAACUGGCAAACAGGAAGACACAAAAAACCAUGGCAACCAAAAGAAAACAGAACAUGUGGUCACUGUUGGACAGGUGAGGUGGAGACAGAGAUGCACUUUCUCCUACAUUGUAAAAAGUUUGAUGAAACGAGGAACUUUUAUUUUAACAAGUUUAACUCUGUCAUCACAGAUUUCAAAGAGCUCAAUGAACUCUCCAAAAUACAAAUACUCCUAGGAGAAGGAGACAGGGCAUAUCCUGCUGCGACAAUGAUCAACACACACACACACACACACACACACACACACACACUUACUAUAUAAUCAAUGUUAAUGUUGUGUAAAUAUUCACAUUACUGUUUCUUGUGUACUGUCCAAAUAUUUGGACACAUUUUAUUUUAUUUUGUUUUGAUUUCAUGUAUACAACACAUGUAGAGCAAAACUCGGCCAAUAUCCCCUCCUCCUCAAAUUACAAAAAAAGAGCACUCAAAUUCUAUAAACACCUAAAAACAAGUUAAACCCAGUCCUACCAUCACAUCGCCUUGAGCUGCCGAGAGCUGAAGCCAGAGAAAAGUCCCCUCAACCAGCUGGUCCAGAGGCAGUCCGGCAACACCCAUAUACUACCAAACCAGGCUCAGGACCCUAAUACCCCCCAAAUUAGACCAAACCAGCCUGAAGACCCCAACAUCCCCCUGAUACAACCAAAUCAAAUUAUCGAAAAAGAAAAAUACAUCAAAUAUUGGAAAGAAACAACUCAUAAACAGAUUAAAAUGCUAUUGUGCCCUAAACAGAGAAUACUGUUGAAAGAUCAGAAAGAGUUAUGCAAUUGUUGAAUUUGUUUUUACCAUAUAUGUUAUUUUUCUUUUAUUAUCAUUUCAUCCAUUUAUCAUUUAAUUCAUAUGUCAUAUAGUCAGAACUAUUUUUUUUUUUGCUUUUACAUAUCCUGUCAAUCCUGCACACAUCCGCGGCGCCUAUGCAUCUGUGAGGUCAGGAUAAGUGUGCCAUACUUUGAGCAAAACCACAUACGAGCUCGUAGGUGUAUAGCGUUUCUGUGAAUCUGCAUGGUUCACGGUCAUCAAGUUAAAACUACAUAUGAAAUUGGUAUCACUGGUGGAUGUAUCAUGCUUCUGCGAAUCUGCAUUGUUGAGGUUUUACAGAAUCUUUGAAAAAAGUUUGGCUAUAAAAAUGCUGUGGAAAAGCUGAUCUUUUUCACUUUUUCUAAAGGGCUCCACGUCACUCUGACUUUUAAAUCCCCGUUUUGGGACUUAGUUUCUGAGACUGACAUCUUGUCUACACGCUCAGGUUUAAACUUUUGAAUUUGUAUUUUACUUUUUAAAUUUUUAUAUUUUUACUUUUACUGUUUGGAUUUAAUUUUGAAUAUCUUUUAAAGUUUUUUCAAUAAAUUUUCUGAAACUU
Messenger RNA from Labrus mixtus (cuckoo wrasse), 3790 nucleotides. RefSeq lists its product as uncharacterized. The transcript is spliced from 3 exons. The record is from RefSeq and is a predicted model, not a curated record. Bases 153 to 1754 code for a protein of 533 amino acids. NCBI's taxonomy places the organism in Eukaryota, Metazoa, Chordata, Actinopteri, Labriformes, Labridae. Gene Ontology annotation, molecular function: GTP binding.